This is a messenger RNA of Argiope bruennichi, 3515 nucleotides long. RefSeq names its product LHFPL tetraspan subfamily member 3 protein-like (gene Tmhs). Gene Ontology annotation, biological process: sensory perception of sound. The record is from RefSeq and is a predicted model, not a curated record. Gene Ontology annotation, cellular component: plasma membrane. Lineage: Eukaryota; Metazoa; Arthropoda; Arachnida; Araneae; Araneidae. The transcript has 3 exons. The coding region runs from base 74 to 946 and encodes 290 amino acids.
ACUCACCUUACUCACUUGCACGGGUUUGGAACGUUUCGCGCGUUCGAAUUCGAAAACAUCUGCCGUCUCUUCAAUGUUUACGGUAGACACGAUGGAUCCCACCACGAAAUAUGAAUACACAUCCGAGGCUAGUGGAUACCAUGCCAAUUAUAUGAGGAAUUCGAAAGCCAUCGGGGUUCUAUGGGGCGUUUUUACAAUAUGCUUUGCAAUUAUUAAUGCUGUUGUAUUCAUACAACCGCAAUGGAUAGGAGAUACUCCGGAAAGUCGUGGUACCGGGUACUUUGGACUAUGGCAGUCUUGCAGACAGAGCAUUCAAGAUGGACAAGAGUUGGUGUGUCAUGGAAGAUUGGACGAUUUUGCAUCAAUUCCUUCUCCUGCAUUUAAAAUGGCAACGAUAUUUAUUGGUUUGUCUGCUGUAGCCAUUGUCCUCUGUAUUUUAUGCAUGUUUCUUUUCUUCGUGUGCCACUCAUCCACUGUUUUUCAUAUUUGUGGUUGGUUGCAAGUACUUUCAGGGGCCUGCAUGAUAGCUGGCGUGGUGUCCUUCCCAGCUGGCUGGGAUUCUGAUGCCGUGAGAGAUGUUUGUGGACCCGAAGCAGACGACUACGACAUCGGUCAGUGUGGUGUCCGUUGGGCCUACAUACUGGCCACCAUUGGUAUUUUCGAUGCUGUCAUAUUAGCCGCACUCGCUUUUCUUCUGGCCACACGCUAUGUGAAAAUAACGCCAUCAGAACCACUCGUGCCCAAUGGAUCCAUUUACAAAGGUGAAGUGAACAGUGCUUUCUUGGCAGACACGCAGUCCCUUGCUUCAAGGAAAUCUCUCGCUCUGCAACCAGUUAUGCUGAUGCCACAACCCAGAGAUCCAGAAAGAAUUUCAGAAUUCUCCCAAAGAACGGGAAGAUCCAAAGCCAGCCAUUAUACAUCCUCAGUGCAUAAUUUCCAGCUGUAAAAGAACUGGAUGACAUUUAAUCUUUAACCUAUUAGACGCCAUUUCUACCUACAAGAAUAUAAAUACAAAAUGUAUUUGCAUGUGGUGGAUGGCGUUCAAUGUUAAAUCAAGGUGUGUGGUAUGGUGUUCAUCAUACGUGGUAUGGUGGUGAUUAAUGGACUGAACUAUUUUUUUCUAACACAGAUAGAUCAACUGAUUAAAAACGUUACCCGAAGGUUGUCACAAGAACGCCUGCGGCAGAUGAAAUGGUAAAAUACCAAAAAGAAAAAGAUAGAUUCAUAUGUCGUUGCAGUAACAUAACAAACGUAACUGCUCAUGUGAUCGGACAUUGCAAAUACACAUUGCAUUGCGCAUGUGCUUAUCAUCAAUAUCUUAGACAAUGUUUUUAUUUUGCACGAACCGUUUUGAUAGAAACAAGUAUUCAUAUAGAAACUAUUUUAUAGAGAAAUAGUUUGAUUAAUGUACUAUAAAAAGUUGUUUUUAUAAAAAUAUUUUCUAUUUUCUAGUCUUUAUUAAUUUAUAAUUCAUUAUCAUAAAUAUUAUGGAAUCUUGAAAUCGGAUCGAUUAAAUCGAUCGGUUAAUUGGUGUCAGUCUUCUAAAAAUAUUAAUAUAGUUAUAAUACAUCGAGAAAAUUGUGUGGUCGAGAAAACAUAAGGAUACAAACUUUCAAAAUUCCGGUUCAUUAGGAAGAAAGUGAAAAAAAAAAAAAAAAAUCUAUUAUAAAAUUCCAUUUUUAAAAACGCGAAACAAGGGAAGUUAAAAAAUGUUUGAAAAUACUUUCUUAUUCCUUGUUUUUCCGUAAGAAAGAUGACAAUCAUAUGAAAACGUUUUUCGAGUUUUCACUAUAUGAUUCGGAAAAAUGUAAUGUGAAAAUUCAAAGAAAAGGCUUCAGCCCUUAACUGUGAAGUUUUUUCAACUGAUUAAUUAGAUGAUGCUUUUGUUUUAGAAAUGUAUUGUCGUGAUAAUUCAGCUAGAAGCUCGUAGAACAUUUAAGGUGUUUAUGGACUUUUUGCUAUUUUUGUAUUCUAUUAUAAUGUGUUUCAAUUACUUAAUUUUAUAAUUAAAAUUUUUUUAAAUAUUAUAAUUUAAUGCUCGAAUUAUAUUUGGGUAGUACAAUUAAAGGGUUGAGCGUACACAAUGCUGUGUUGUUUUAGGCUAAAAGAUUUUUUCAGCACUCUGGUGAGCAUGUUUAUUAACUAACUUAUAGAAUAUAAAAAGAAUCUAAUAAUGUAAGCGGGGUUAACUAAAUACAGUAUAAAUUUAGAAAAUGUCAAUACGACUUAGAUAAGGCUUAGUAUCAUAAUGCUAACGGACACGGAUGUAAAAGAUAUUAAAUAAAUUUGGCUAAGUAUAAUAAUUAUAUAAAAAUAUUCUUGCAAUUAAGAACUAAUUUAAUUAUCAAGGAAACUAUUUUUAUAGAUAAAUAAGGUGCACUUUACGUAUAUAUUGUAUGCAUGAAUGAACUCCAUUAACCCUUCGCAUAAAAUGUCUGAUAUUGAAGUAUACGCAUCGAAUUACUAAAUCGUAUUAUGACAUCUGUAAUUAUGUAAAAAUAUUGCGUAAUUUAAAAUGGGAAGAGAAACUCUUCAAUAUCUCAAGUACUGUAUAAAGGUGCAGUACUACUGCAAAUUUCAUUGUUCUAAAAUUCAAAGAUACAAAUUUUUUUUUCUCCAAAAAUUCAUCCUUUUGAUGCUGUUAGUUCUUUAAACAUAUGAAUUAAAUUUCUAUUCUUAGUCAAUUAAAAAAAAAAAAUUACGCGUAUUUUCCAACAAGAAUACCAAAGGUACUGAAAAAUUCUGAACGAAUAUUUUAGUACUUUUAUAUUUGUACUACGAAUAUAACCAGGACCGUGCAGAAACAAAAGAAUUCUGGAAGAACAAAAUUAUUGAUAAAAAGACAAGAUUAGAAAAUAAAUUACAUUGUUUUGUUUUUUAAAUUAAAAUUUGUAAAAAAAUGGAUACUCUUUGCUAUUUCUAAGAAGAAUCAACAGAAUAUAAAUAAAAAGGGUAGUAAAAUGAACAGAAUGGUAUAAAGUUCCACCCGUUGGUGUGGUGUGGAAGUUUGGACAGGGGGAUGCCAUCCUCGUCAUCUGACCGCGGUUCAAAAUUAUGAGGUCUGUCUUAAAAUAGCCAUACUGUUGUUCUAAAACUGGAAGUUAAUACAACUAAACCAAACCCAACGCAAAGAGACAAACCCCCCUGAUGGCGUGGAAAUGUCCCAUUUCUUCCAUGACAGUUACGUUUGGUAUGCGAUUGUGACUCCACGUCAGUUGACGUCGUUCGAAAAUAGGAAUGCAUAUAAUAUUUUCGAAGAAAUAUUCAGUUCUUUUUCGGAUUAACUUACACCUCAUUUCAAAGCUACCUAAUGGAUAACAUCUAAUUUUAAAAAUGACAACCAAGUGCUUUUUUUAAAUGGAGUUCAGAUUCGUUCUAUUUAAUUGAUAGUUUUCAUCGUGAAUUUUCAUAUUAACAACUAGCAUUUUUUAAUGUGUCUGUACAAAUAAUUUUUGAUAAAUAUUUUGUUUCUGUAUAUUUUAUUUAUUGUUUAAUAAAUUUUGAUUAUAUUCUUA